AGUCUUUUCUGCUCACAGGUAAAUGGCUCUCUCCAAACAGCAAUACAAUUCCACAGCUAGUUGUCAAUAGCCAUCAAAAACAAUUUUAAUCCAGAGAGACUAGAGUCAGAUAAGGAGAAAAGAGACUUCCCCCCAGGGCUCUUCCUUUUAGUUGUUAAUUUUUCCUUCACUUCCACAUAGCCACAAUCCUCUGAGGCUUUGAUGCUUAGCCUCCUCUGCCACCUUUUUUUAGUAACGUUCCACGAAAGACAUUUAGUUAGCCAAUAAUUUUGCUUUGGGAUCCUUUUUAAGAUUAAAAUCAGCUUUUUCCUUUUUUCUGUGAGUUGGUCAAUCACUCGCCCAGUUCCAACACUCGCUCCAGACACCACUCCUGCCCAAUAACUUAGUCCAGGUGCCCCAGCUUUAUAGCAGUCAUUCAGUUAUGGCCGCUGCCCCUGCUGCCGGUUUGAAGGGUUUUGUCUCCAACUUCCCAAGACAAGGAAGGAUAGAACAUCAGAGCCAUCCCUUCUUCUCCUCUGUCCCUCCAGGACAGGUUUUCAGUCCGAAGACCUCCCAAACAGUGGUUUGUCCAGCUGGAUUUCCACGAGGCUCAGCAGAGCAUGCUUUUUUCCCAGCCAGUCUCUCUGCGAUGCUUCUGGCUUCUCUCCUCAUCUUUUUAUUUUUUUUAAUGGGCUUUUCUACUCUCAGGACACUGCUGGAAACCUGAAGCCUGUGAGGAAAGUGCGGUUAGAGCCUACUUACCAACUCUCCCGGUGGAUUCCUAUUCUUAAGGAUGUCAUGGAGGAUGCCAUUGAAGACAAGCUGGAUAAGAAGGUCUGGCCUUAUGUGUCCUGCCCGGCCCCUGGUCCCUGUUCCCAAACUGCCGUGAGUGCCCGUUUUGGACAUUGGCACAAGACCAAGACAGCAACUGAGUACAGGACAGGACCCCGUCUUAUCCUGUAUGUGCUUGGCGGUGUUACCAUGUCAGAGAUGCGUUGUGCCUAUGAAGUCACGGAGGCUACUGAUGGAAAAUGGGAAGUGCUGAUUGGGUCAUCCCACAUCCUGACCCCCAAGCAGUUCCUGGAAGAUGUACGCAACCUGACUGAGCAGACACCGCUGAAGACUUAAAAUUUCUAGCCCCUAAGAGACUUGCUGGCAGCUGUUCUAUUAGCUACCUUUUUCUUCAGCAAGAUGGCUUCUUCCUCAUCAGUGCCUUUGUCUGAACUCUUCUGAGGCUGGCCCUAUCUUGAUCCAACCUUUAGCCAGCUAUCAUGAUUGAAUUGACACUGGAAGGACCUCACCCGGGGCCUAGAAUGACGAUAAGGGUCUAUCUUCAUCUCUUAUUAUGUUGUGGUUUCUGGACACCCUUUAUUUUUCUGCCCUCCCACAAAUAAGGGAAGAAGGAAGGGCUAUGUAGUUCAUGAAUAAGUCUCUCCUACUCUUGCCUAGAAGUUAUUUGUUCCCUUACAUGAUGACUUGCCAAGAAAUUAAUUCUUUUGACUUGACCUUACACAAAUUUGAUGGCUUUCAUCAGAGCCUAUUUCUUUCCUUUCUUUUUUCUCCCAGCAAAGGAAAUCGAUCAACAAAAGUGAUUGCUUGUUCCUCCUUUAUGAAAAUAUUCUGGAACAAACUCUCAUUUCUGGAUUCCCACAUUUAGAAGCUUGGCUUUAACACUUAGCUUGAAAGGAUGAUUGAUUGCUGCUUUUAAAAAGUGGGAAAGAUGAUUUUGCUGAAGAAGUCAUGUGCUGUCUUCGUUAAAAAGAUUGCACAGCUCAGCCGAGGAAUCUCAGUCUUUAAAAUAAAUAUGAAAUUCAAGAUUGUUGGCAUUCUCUCUUCUGUAGAGGAGAAGUCAAGCUGUGAUAGAGAAGAAAAAGAUUUUUGCUUCCCAUAUAAAGAAUUGGGUAUGUCAGCCUUUAUCUUGGAAAGUUACUGUGCCAGUUGAAGACAUUAUUUAUGAGUGUCUUUAUUUUGGCCUUGUUCCACAACAUACUACAAGGUACUUCCUGAUAACAGCAUGGAAACAGUAGCCGGUCAAAAAUGUUGCAGCAAGACUGUUCACCAUGAUGCAGUGACAUGUAGGCUACUGCUUUACACUCCACAAGUGUCUUUGCUUGUAUUUCUGGCCUUAGUUUAAAAUAUUGAAAUUAAACAUUUAACCAGAGCUCCAAAUUGUCUUCAGAAUACCUUCAGAUAUUUAACGUAUUUAUUAUUAAAAGAUGUUACAGUAUUUUAAGUUUAGUAAAUUUCAAUAAAUGUAUACCGAUUAUUUAUGCAUUUCUGUAAAAGAUAUUAGGGAUAUUUUCAGAUGGUCCAGCUCAGACAUCUUCCCAAAAGGUGAGAUGGAGACCAUGAUGACACUCAUCCUACAGAGACUUAUCUGGCAUAAAUGAUCACCUUGGAGCCAGAAUAAGUUGCCUGUGAAAAUAAACAAGGCUUCAUCUUUGUUUUUGUUUUUUAAAUCUACAUUUGAACUGUUUAGCUUUUUCUGUGACACAGAUUUAUUCAGGCUUUCUUGUGUAUUUGUUUCUUAAUGUUUAGAGGGUGUAUGUUAUGUUGCUCUAUCUGAUGUUGUAUACGUUUAAGCUGCAUUCACUGAACUCUCCAGAUAAAAUGUAGCUAUUGGCUGUGACAGAGACAAAUAAAAAUAGAGAAAGAUAAUUUUGCUGUGCCAUGAGAGGAAAAUA
Thamnophis sirtalis is the source of this 2663-nucleotide messenger RNA. The record is from RefSeq and is a predicted model, not a curated record. NCBI's taxonomy places the organism in Eukaryota, Metazoa, Chordata, Lepidosauria, Squamata, Natricidae.